This is a messenger RNA of Trichobilharzia regenti, 777 nucleotides long. The record is from the annotation of a GenBank genome assembly. Lineage: Eukaryota; Metazoa; Platyhelminthes; Trematoda; Strigeidida; Schistosomatidae.
AUGAAUCAAAUACUCUCAGGUAUACUAAAAUUUACAAAAGUUGGUAAAGACGCCUAUCUAAAACAGUUGAAAGGACUCGGUGAAAAAACAAAACCAUUAGCUGCUGUUAUUUCAUGUGUUGAUUCACGUGUUAUCCCAUCGAAAUUUCUAUGCUCAAAUAUUGGUGAAUUGUUUAUUGAAAGAAAUCCAGGGAAUUUUAUUUGUUUUGAAAAUUCAGCUUUAAGUCAAUUCAGUGAAGUUUGUGUUACACCAGGAUUUAUCGACUUUAUAUUGUUUCGAUGUAAAAUCAAUGAUAUAAUUAUAUGCGGUCAUUCAGAUUGUCGAGCAAUUGGUUUAUUGAAUAACUUUCGAAAUUGUAUACAUGAUCAUACAAUUCAUAAAAAUGUCAAUGAACCUGCUGUAACAGAACCAAGUCCCCUAGAAAAAUGGAUAUGGGAGAAUGGGAAGAAAACUUUACAAAAUUUUGAUCCUAAAUCAGAUAUUAUCAGUUUUUCGUCUUCUAUUCAUCCAGGCUGUCCAACACUUGAACUUGAUUUUACAAAAAUUAAUGAAUUAUCAGAAGUUGAUAAAUUAUCACAAGCAAAUGUAUUACAGCAAAUGGUAAAUGUCUACUCUUAUCAAAUGUUGUUAAGUCAACUUACCAAGAGAAGAUUACGUGUGCAUGGUAUGUGGUUCGCUUUACACUCAGGUGAUAUACACUUAUACAGUCGAUUGAAUAAAGCCUUUCUACCAGUUAAUCAAGAGACAAUAUCCAUGCUUACUAAAGAAGUGAACUAG